GCAAACACAAACCACGUGAUGCGGAAAUAGGUGCACCAAUAAAAUACGUGAUGUGUCAAAAUUUGGAUUAAAAAUCUUCCUACUAGUGAAGCUAUAAUGUGUUCUUACUGCCCGCUUUAAAGUCGGACGUCGACAACACGUUGAAAAUGAGAAAGUGAGAGGUUUAUGUGGUGACAGCAGACCGACCUAACCCAACCACCGGCGACGAGGGAGCCUGGCCUUUGUUUACCUGUGUCUCAGGUAAGAAGUGAGCAGGGGGCAGGGCCACGAGGUAGGAGGGAUGCCUGUGGAGGGCGGAAGCAGCAGCGGCUCUGCUUCGGCUGCCCGUCACCCCAAGCAGAAGCGCAAGGCUCACAGUUUAUCUAUCCGGCGCACCAACAGCACAGAGGAGAGGCCCCCAGGCAUCCAAAGAGGAGACAUGCUGGAGGGACAGGACUCCAAGCUGCCCAUCUCCUUACGGAACAACCUCCUUGACCUUUUUGGUCAGAUUGAGCGCGAGUUUGAAAAUCUCUACAUUGAAAACCUUGAAUUACGCCGGGAAAUUGACUCUCUGAAUGAGCGCCUGACCGGAGAUGGACAGACUAUUGAGGGUGGAGACCCCACCAAGGGAGCUCUGAAAACAAAAGCCAGCCACAGCACCAGUCAGCUGUCACAGAAGCUGAAGACGACCUACAAAGCCUCUACCAGCAAGAUCGUGUCCAGUUUUAAAGCCACCGCGGGGUCCCGGGCUGUGUGCCAGCUGCUCAAGGAGUAUGUGGGCCACCGGGACGGGAUCUGGGACCUCAGCGUCACCCGGAAUCCGCCAGUGGUCCUCGGUACCGCCUCCGCAGAUCACUCAGCUCUGCUAUGGAGUAUAGAGACUGGGAAAUGUCUGCUGAGGUAUGCUGGCCAUGCAGGAUCAGUCAACUCCAUCAAGUUUCACCCCACAGAGCAGAUGGCCCUCACAGCCUCUGGGGACCAGACGGCUCACAUCUGGCGCUACAUGGUGCAGCUUCCAGCCCCCCAGCCACCGCCAGAUGUCAGUGCUCUAUGUGAUGACGACCAGGACUCGUCAGACAGGGAAGAAGGGGAGGUAGAUGGCGAAGGCCCUUGUGAGGUCCCCACUGUCCGGCUUGCUACAGCAACCCUUAAGAGCCACCAGGGUGUAGUGAUUGCAGCUGAUUGGUUGGUAGGGGGCCGACAAGUGGUGACAGCUUCCUGGGAUCGUGCUGCCAACCUGUACGAGUUGGAGACGUCUGAACUGGUUCACACGCUCACUGGACAUGACCAGGAGCUGACCCACUGCUGCACCCACCCUACCCAGCGCCUGGUGGUCACAUCAUCUAGAGACACCACCUUCAGACUGUGGGACUUCAGAGACCCGUCCAUCCACUCUGUCAAUGUCUUCCAGGGACACACUGACACGGUGACGUCGGCAGUGUUCACGGUGGGUGACAAUGUGGUUUCCGGCAGUGACGACCGGACCGUCAAGGUGUGGGAUUUGAAGAACAUGAGGUCGCCUAUAGCAACCAUCCGCACUGACUCAGCUGUGAACAGGAUAAGCGUCUCUGCCAACCAGAGGAUCAUCGCUCUGCCACACGACAAUCGCCAAGUCCGACUGUUUGACAUGAGCGGAGUGAGGCUGGCCAGACUCCCUCGCAGCAACAGAAUGGGUCACAGACGAAUGGUGUGCUGUACAGCGUGGAAUGAAGAGAACCAGUCGUGCAACUUGUUCACCUGCGGCUUCGACAGACAGGCCAUCGGCUGGAACAUCAACAUCCCCGCCCUCCUGCAGGAGAAGUGAUGCCACUGCCGCACACACACAGAAACACACAGUAGAGUAGGAGGCGGUACACAAACACUGUAAUCUGUGGCCUCGCACAUGCUAGCAUGUUGGAAGUGUUUACCCCGUGGAGCAUUUUAGUCAUCAUGUCACUGAUUUCCAGCUGCUGGAUUGUGUGAGAAAAAAUAAUUCAUCAUCACAAUUAGUGUUGCUUUUGACGAUGCAGCUAUUAACAUGGAUUGACAGGAGCAUAUCCCCCAGAUGAAUGACUCAUUUAUUGUGCAGUUGAAACCUGCAGGAACAUCUCCCGGUGUUAAGUGACUGACACGGUUCCAACAUUUUAAAAGUGUGUACGAGGCCACAGAGCUGAUCUCCCGUAUUUGACCCGUUCACCUAUUUAGCAUGAAACGUGAAUUGUGACAUGGCUAGACUGGUCCUUUUACUCCUAGCCUUUUCUGUUUUAAAGUGUGUAUAUAUAUAUUUAUAUAUACUUAUAUAUAUAUAUAUAUAUAUAUAUUUGACUCCACAGUCCCAGGCUGCUGUUCACAUCACUGUUGUUUAGUUACUGCUGAAUGGUUGCUUGUGCAUGUAGAUAAACCCGUUUUGCGAAUGUUACUUGUAAAGGUGUGUGAGAACAAGGCCAGAAGAGUUUGUAGAAUAUGAUAUAAAGACGCUAUGUAUAUAUUAUGUCGUGGCCUCAUUAAGUGACCUGUGUUGCAGGUUGUUGCUGUGUCUUACAGUCGUCUACCCCUCGAUGGUGGAGUUUGACAGAGAGAACGUUGUUCUGUGAAAUGUUUUUAUCCUUUUAGUGAAUAUUUCUUAUCAUGGAACAAAACAUAUCAUAUUGAGGCCUGCCAGAUCAGCUGUGCAGCAUGCCGGCUGCGGGGUCAUUCAGUUGUCUUAAAAUGUAUCCUGUGUGACCGUUUUCACUCACUGAGAUUUCUUUCCCUGCCUGUUACCUUUGAUGCUUUCAAUUCACAGCCAGCCUCCAGACUUCCAGAUUUUUGUUUUGUCAAUAUUUCAGACUUAUGAUACUGUAACUCUGCCUUGUUCCAUGUUUACAGUAGGAUUUCAUUUUAAAAGUGUUACUCUAUUCUGCCUCUCUGUCAGAAUGCAAAGUGUCAAGAGCACAGCAAUAAUGGGAAAACAACUGCACAUCUGUUGUUCACAAAUCUCUUGUAGGUCUGUGAAUGGGAUGUGUUCAGCGUUAUCAUAAUCUAGUGUUACAGGGUUAGGUGUCAGUACUUUUAGCCAUAAUAUGCGCCCAUAUUUACUUGCGUCAGUGAAAUACAGACCAAUCCUCUUCAGCCCGUUGCCAACCAAGAGCCCUGUGUUGCUGUAAUGUGUUAUUCCCAAGUGAACUUGUUGGUUACUGGUUAUUUCUGUGCUUCAGUAACAGCCUGUCAAUAUGAAGUUAUCGUGUUUACACUUUGCAUUGAACCCAUAGCGUUAUGUGACCUCUUGCACCUUUUUGUUGUAGAUGGCGCUUUGCAGUCUGUGAGAGGCACUCUUUAUACCAAAUACAGAAGCAAUAACUCAGCUCUUCUAUGUUUCUGGUGCUCAGAGUGAAGCCCGUUGCUGUCUUGGAAAUCAGUGAAUAUGACUUGAAAUGCGCACUGAAUCUCGGUUUGAGAAAUAUAACUAGAAUUGGGCUUGAACGAAAUCCAGGAGGCUCUGUGUUACAGUUGUGCAAUAUCCUAAAAUGAAGUCAUGCUGUAGUUUGUAUCUUCAGAUGUUUAACUUAUUUCAGUGCUGUAAAUUCCAUUAAAUGAUCUUAUGUACUUGUGUGGCUGGUGUAGAUGUAGCUCAGUGUACAUAGGUAUGCAUAACUUACCCAAAAGUUGGCUUCAGGCUACACACUCUCCCUCAGUUUCUACCAACAAUAGAGUCAGGAUGGAUUCUGAAGUAGCAUGAACCUAAAAAUGUAAUAAACUUAUUUAAAUGCCUUACCAUUGCAUUGAAAAUGGUGCAUUAGCCUUAUCCAUCUGAGCAUCAAUGCACUUUUCCAAAUGCUUGUUAAAUAACUAAUUGUGUUCCACUGCACAGUGCAGAUAGGAUUUUCAUUCCUGCUUCAUUCAGGGAACUCAAUCUCGCGCCCACUGAUAUCAAUGUCAUUUUAAUCUGCAGGUAGAAAGACAAGUCCGAUUUGCACCCCACAUGAAUUCUGACUCGGAGGAAAUAUGAUUUUGGAUUGAUGCAUUUAAUUAUUGUGUGCCGGAUUGGAGGGGUAAAAAAGUGGAUAGGCUUCGCUUCAUUGUAGCGAAUCAUAUUCACCUCAAACUUCAUUAUGUGAUCUACUUUGCAUACUUUAUUGUGAUGGGUACGUGCUCUCUGACACUUUCCAAUAAAAACGUGUGAUUUCCUUU
Dicentrarchus labrax (European seabass) is the source of this 4128-nucleotide messenger RNA. RefSeq names its product WD repeat-containing protein 37. Gene Ontology annotation, molecular function: protein binding. The record is from RefSeq and is a predicted model, not a curated record. Gene Ontology annotation, cellular component: preribosome, large subunit precursor. The transcript is spliced from 14 exons. Lineage: Eukaryota; Metazoa; Chordata; Actinopteri; Moronidae. Bases 281 to 1783 code for a protein of 500 amino acids.